This is a messenger RNA of Macrosteles quadrilineatus (aster leafhopper), 2566 nucleotides long. RefSeq names its product nose resistant to fluoxetine protein 6-like. The record is from RefSeq and is a predicted model, not a curated record. Lineage: Eukaryota; Metazoa; Arthropoda; Insecta; Hemiptera; Cicadellidae. Gene Ontology annotation, molecular function: acyltransferase activity, transferring groups other than amino-acyl groups. The transcript is spliced from 14 exons. The coding region runs from base 48 to 2516 and encodes 822 amino acids.
UGGUUGUCCACGCAAGAUCGUGCAGGAAUGGUAUAGCGGCCGUCACAAUGAAGUCUGUUUUAGUUUCGUUGUUGAUUCUCGCGUCUCGGGUGAUCUCCUCGCCUCCGCCCUCCGGGGUGAACGUGACCGACGACGUCGAGCUGGCCGGGGACUCUGAGGAGGUGACGGUCCACUACGACCUGGAGGACCUUAGGACCACAGUGUCCGAGAGACGCGCACUGGACCUCACACCUCCCGCGAACGCCAACGCGUACAAUGACGACCCUAUCCUGAAGAGAUUCGGAAGCGACUACUUCCUCAACGAACAACACAACGAGACCGUCCCUGUGUCGACAAACGCUCCUGGCGUGAUUCAAAAAGUUUCUAGAAAAACCGCGGUCGAGGAUAAACAGUUCCAAGAUAGACAGGAUUUCGUACCCGAUCGUGAGGUCAAUCCGAACAUUAGUGGAGUGAACUGGCUGCUCAACAUAUUCAAUCCCCAUCACUGGAACCCGGUGUCGCUCCCCGGCAGUGAGAACAUAUCCGACGGGUGUACGAGAGAUGUGAGAACCUACUUGAGGGCGCUGAGGAACGGCACCAUCUGGGCGGCAAAGAUGACGGACGCCAGUGGUCGCUACUCCUCGCAGUUCUUCUUCGGCAACGACUUCUACCUCGGGUCCAAGACGCUAUGCAGGAACAUCCAGAACCCCGUCGUCAACACCGCUGUCCCUCCCUUCCUUGUCAGCUUCCACGUGGCCAUCAUCCGACUGCUGCUGCCUCCGGAACUUACACCUAGGGUCCGUCAGAUCUCCCUGGGGGUUUGUCUACCACGGAGCUGUAGUGGUGAGGACAUCGCGUCCCUGCUGCGACCUCAGGAUGCCUUCUCUCCCUCACACUCCCUGCAGGUGCUGAGGGUACGACCGGUCCCUGGACCAUACUCUCUACUGCGCGACCCUAAACUGCACAUCCUUGGGACAGUGACAGCCAUAUUGCUGGUGUUCAUGUUCGUGGGGACAGCCUAUGAGAACCAUCUAGAGAGGAAACAGCGCAGGAGGGAAAAAACACCUUCCAACAACAACAGAGCCGAGGCGGCCGACAAGCUGGCAUCACCAUUGGACAAGAUCUCUCCCCACCACCACAUGGGCGCCAAGGGAAACUCUGACUCUGACAUAUCUACCAGUGACUCCUUCAGAGAGCCUGUCAGUGUGGUAGGUCAGGUGUUUCUGUCGUUCUCCGCACUCUCCAAUGCUCGUAAGAUCCUCCACUGCGGUGCUGCUCCCAAGGACUCUCUCACUUGUGUACACGGUCUACGCUUCCUCAGUCUUGCCUGGGUCAUAAUGGUCCACACCUACCUGCAAGUGUUCGCUAUUGCAGAAAACAAAACGCUGCGUACUCUGACUGAGAAGAAUUUCAUGUUUCAAACUGUCAGCAACGCCACCUUCUCUGUUGAUACUUUUUUCUUCAUCAGCGGACUGCUUGUCACAUAUCUAUACUUCAAAUCUCUCCGGUCUGAGCCUUCUACUCGCAGAGCCAUCGACUGUGGUGCAGAGUUCACUGCAGGUGCAAAGAAGUUCUUCACAUUACUUGGAUACCGUUUUGUCAGGUUGACGCCAGCCUACAUGUUUGUGCUGGGAGUGGCCGAGCUCAACAUGCGUUGGGUCAAGAACAUCUCUGUGUUUGAGCCCGUAUCUCUGGACAACGUCAACUGUGAGAGGUAUUGGUGGCGCAACGCUCUCUAUAUCAACAGUCUGUUCCCCAUGAAGGAUAUGUGCAUGUUGUGGAGCUGGUAUCUCGCCAACGACACUCAGUUCUACGCUGUUGGAAUCUUAAUAUUGCUCAUAUCUGUCAGGCAUUUCCGUGUUGCAGUAGCAGCCCUUCUGGUGUUUCUGUUCACUUCAUGGCUGACAACUGGUCUCAUAUCUGCUGAGUAUCAGUACAAAGUCAGGGUGGAGCAGCCUGAGUUGCAGUUGUUUGAUGCUAUAUAUGACAAGCCAUGGACUCGCCUCGGCCCCUACCUUGUGGGCAUGUUCUCUGGAUGGUUCCUCUUCAAGACAAAGUGCAAGGUUCACAUAUCAAAGUUCACGACCGUGGCGUGCUGGUUCCUGUCGCUGCUGGUGUUGGCCAGCCUGGUCUAUGGAGUGUUGAACGCACAACUGGACAUCACGGGUUCAGCCAUCUACACAGCCCUCGGUCACACAGCUUGGGGCGGAGCUCUCAGCUGGAUCGUCAUAGCUUGCUGCACGGGUCACGGUGGUUACAUAGACACUCUGUUGUCAUGCCGCCUACUCCAUCCUCUGUCGAGACUGACAUACUGCGCCUACCUCAUCCAUCCUGUAUUGAUGGCUUCUGUCAGCUUCCAGAUGGACGGUCCCCUCCAUCUUCACAAUGGUCUGGUUCUGGUGUUGUACUUUGGAAACGUUGUAGCUUCUUUCUUAAUCUCGUUCUGUAUUUCAAUGACAUUCGAAGCUCCGAUCGUUCGUUUGCUCAAAGUCGUGACUUCUCCCAAGCCAACCAGGACAAAUUCUAUUGAAGAAUAGUGCAUUUCAUGAGGGUAUUUAUACUUUAAUAUAGACUGUUGUGUGUGUGU